AUGCGCAAAGCCAAUCUUGCACUAAAACGAGAACGUCAUGUGACGCCAACUAUCGACGACAUAGUAUCAGAAUUAAACGGCUCAACGGUGUUCUCUAAAGUAGAUCUGUACAAGAUCCACCAGCUGGAACUCUCCGAAGAAUCAAGAAAUAUGACAGUGUUUGCUAGCCAUGUAGGCCUACGGCGCUACAAACGUAUCAACUUUGGAAUAAGCGUUGCGCCAGAAAUAUUCCAGAACGAAAUCCGUCAGGUUCUUCAAGGUUUGAAGAAAACGUUUAAUAUCAGUGACGACAUAAUCGUGCACGGCAAAACACAACAAGAACACGACACAAAUCUGGAAGCGCUUCUGCAAAGGUUGCAGGAGAAGGGUCUCACCCUCAAUAGACGAAAGUGUAAAUUCGGACAAGCAAAACUCAAAUUUUACGGAUACAUAUUUUCCGACUCCGGAAUCUCUCAAGAUCCAGGAAAGGUCGAGGCAAUCCAGAACAUUAACAGGCCGAAAAUUCAAGCAGAAAUCAGAUAUCCAGUGGUCGAAAAACUCAACAGCGUAGCUGCACAAGCCGUCAUCCCAUUGCUAGAGAGAAUCUUUGGACUGUUUUCCAUACCAAACGUUGUCAAAACCGACAACGGAUCACCGUUCAACAGCCAUACAUUCUCAGAAUUUGCCGCUCAGCUCGGGUUCAAACACAGGAAAAUAACACCCCUUCACCCAAAAGCCAACGGAGACAAGGUUCUGGUCAAACAGCAGGUGCGAAACAAACUUGAUACACCGUUUUCGCCAGUUCCGGGAAGUGUCGUAUCGCGCAAGGGUUCCAUGGUUACGGUUCGACAUAAGGAUCGAAUCCUAACACGCGACGCCUCUCACCUCAAGCCUGUGCUGGCUUUACCUCCAUCUUACGAUGACAUCGUACGCCAGGAAAUAGCCGCCCAUCAACCCGUACAACAACCGCUAAAACGUUCGAGUCGUGAAAGAAAGCCGCCGCGAAAAUACGACAAUGACUAA
Dreissena polymorpha is the source of this 1002-nucleotide messenger RNA. RefSeq lists its product as uncharacterized. Bases 1 to 1002 code for a protein of 333 amino acids. The transcript has 3 exons. NCBI's taxonomy places the organism in Eukaryota, Metazoa, Mollusca, Bivalvia, Myida, Dreissenidae. Gene Ontology annotation, molecular function: nucleic acid binding. Gene Ontology annotation, biological process: DNA integration. The record is from RefSeq and is a predicted model, not a curated record.